This is a messenger RNA of Fusarium poae, 1239 nucleotides long. It is a transcript of the gene ATG29, whose product is annotated as Autophagy protein 29. NCBI's taxonomy places the organism in Eukaryota, Fungi, Ascomycota, Sordariomycetes, Hypocreales, Nectriaceae. Gene Ontology annotation, biological process: autophagosome assembly. The transcript is spliced from 5 exons. The record is from RefSeq and is a predicted model, not a curated record. Bases 1 to 1239 code for a protein of 412 amino acids. Gene Ontology annotation, cellular component: phagophore assembly site.
AUGGCCGAACCGACAUAUACCGUUUUUGUACGGGUACCCAUACCUCGGGGUGACUUUGUUGAUCCUCCACCGGUGAACUGGGACCCUGUCAAAGAUGAGGCUUUAUGGAAGAUCCUUUCCGGAGCUGCAAAGAAGCAGAUAGAUUGGGACGAAAUCGCCGAUCGCUUUGAAGUCUCCGUAGACUUUCUCCUCCAGCAAGUUGCUUGGCUCACCGAAAGACAUGCUUCGCAAGUCCGCGCACAAGUACGCAAAGCUACUGCUGCUGUUCGUGGCUCUGGUCCCUCUCCUGUUCCAAGCGGCGAAUCCGCCGGCCCCGGCCAUCAACGAGCGCACUCCGCUUUGUCCUUUCGAAGAGACUCGCCCAUGUCGCGCAAUGAACCUGGAAGUGGUACAGGAACACCUCUUCAUUCAUCGAUGCGGCCAUUAGUUACGCGGAAUACAUCAACCAAUACUACUGUCUUGAGGGAUAUGACAGGGGCACCGGCUUCACCUCGACCAGGCGUUGUAUUAGCCUCGCGUACCGGCGACCGACGUCGCCUUUCAUCAUUACCCAUCACGUCAGUUCCCGACAAGUCUCCGGAGCAAACAGUCCAGCCAGAGCUUUCACCAGAAGAACGAAGCCCAUCACCGGGUCCGGCGGAGGAGAGCUCACCGACAUCAUCCGAUGAUGAAUCCGUCCCUGCCCAGUCUCGUAUAAUUCGCCGGCCCCCACGGUUUCAGCAACCCGACGGUGGACAAUAUGGCGAUGACGAUGAUGAUGAAUCCGAACCUGCAUUUCAACCCUAUACAUCUCCUUCGAGCAAAACCUCUGCUCAGGACCUUAGUUCAACUCUUAGGGAGGAUAGGCAUAGUUCUGGCAAACGACCCCAUCGGAGCCAUGGAAAACUCGCUAUUCAUAAAUCCAAUACAUCCGACUCUUCAGCCAGCUCUGCUGCAAUGAUACAAAAACCUGAUAGAACUGAUAAAUCAACUGAGCAGCGGACACCUGGCCCUCUCUCGCCGCGUCGGACUGAUGAAUUGUCCGGACGUAGCCCAGGAGGCAAGGACAGGGGUUACUCUCGUGAAGGCAGCGAUGGAACUCCCAGCAUGGGCAGCAGUUAUAGUGAUCUUGACGAUGCCUCUGUUACUCAAUCUGCAUUGGAGGAAGCAUUGGCCAGCCAUAUGAAUAGGGGGACGGGAAGCCGCUUCAGUAUAAGCCAGGCUUUCCGCAGCCGUUAUAACCCCAGCUCUAACCAGUGA